Molecule: messenger RNA, 681 nt
Organism: Lasiodiplodia theobromae
Lineage: Eukaryota; Fungi; Ascomycota; Dothideomycetes; Botryosphaeriales; Botryosphaeriaceae
Product: Serine-threonine rich protein
Exons: 3
Coding region: 1-681 (226 amino acids)
Source: RefSeq, a predicted model, not a curated record
AUGAAGGCCACGACGUUUCUCCCGCUCUUCGCUGCCAGCGGCGCCCUCGCCGCCACCCAUACCGUCAUGGUCGGCGGUGUCAAGCCUCCGACAGACCCCACUGGCGAGCCCACGCCCGUGCUGCAGUACUCGCCCGAGAACAUCAUGGCCGCUCCCGGUGACACUGUCGAGUUCCACUUCAUGCAGAAGAACCACACUGUCACCCAGAGCACAUUCGAAGACCCCUGCAAAAAGAUGGAGGGCGGCUUCGAUUCCGGCUUCAUGCCGAAUCCCGACGGUGCAGAGGGCGUUACCUGGACCAUGACGGUCAACGACACCAAGCCAAUCUGGGCCUACUGCAAGCAGAAGACGGGCAUUCACUGCGGCAAGGGCAUGGUCUUCAGCGUCAACGCCGUCGAGAGCUCGGACAAGUCGUUCGCGGCGUACAAGCAGCUGGCCAUCCAGAAGAACGGCACCGAGCUCGAGACCGCCCCCAUCGCCGCCAGCCCGGCCGCCGCCGUUUCGAGCACUGUCACCCUCGCCGCCGGCCAGGCUGAGGCGACCGCCACCGUCGCCGCAGGCAACGGCCAGUGCGCCGACGGCUCCGCUUGUACCUGCUCUUGCCUCUGCGGCACGAACAGCUUCCCGGAGGGCGCCGCUGUGAACAACUUUGGCGGCUUUGCUGGCAUGCUCCCUGCUUAA